Messenger RNA from Loxodonta africana (African savanna elephant), 1122 nucleotides. Its product is annotated as olfactory receptor 51I2-like. The transcript has a single exon. Bases 1 to 927 code for a protein of 308 amino acids. Gene Ontology annotation, molecular function: olfactory receptor activity; G protein-coupled receptor activity. NCBI's taxonomy places the organism in Eukaryota, Metazoa, Chordata, Mammalia, Proboscidea, Elephantidae. Gene Ontology annotation, biological process: G protein-coupled receptor signaling pathway. The record is from RefSeq and is a predicted model, not a curated record. Gene Ontology annotation, cellular component: plasma membrane.
AUGGUCAACAGCAGUCAAUUAACCCCAAAAUAUUUUCUGCUCUUUGGUUUCCCUGGUCUGGAGGCCUUUUACCCCUGGUUCAUCUUCCCACUCUGCUCCACAUAUCUUGUGGCCCUUGUGGGGAACAGCUUGAUCUUGACAGUGAUAAAGAAAAAUACGUCUCUCCACCAGCCAAUGUACCUCUUCCUAGCUAUGCUAGCCUUUGCUGAGUUUGGUGUCUCUGCCUCAAUACUGCCCACUGUGCUGGGCUUCUUCCUUUUUGGUGCCAAUGAGAUCUGCUUUGAAGCCUGCCUUCUACAGAUGUUUUUCAUACAUUCCUUUUCUAUCAUGGAGUCAGGAGUUCUACUGGCUAUGUCUGUGGAUCGCUUUAUGGCCAUCUACAACCCACUGCGGUAUACUUUGCCCCUUAUUGCUGGUACUGGUGCUGCCCUUGGACUGAAGAGUGUGAUACUCAUGUUCCCACUGCCCUUUCUCCUGAAGGAUCUGCCCUUCUGUGAUCACAACACCCUUUCCCACUCUUAUUGUCUGCACUCAGAUCUGAUCCAGCUGCCCUGUGGGGACACUCGUCCCAACAGCAUUCUUGGGCUCUGCAUCGUCGCUUCCACUUUUGGGCUAGACUCACUGCUCAUCGUGGUCUCUUAUAUGUUGAUCCUCUAUACAGUGCUGGGCAUUGCCUCUGGGGAAGGGCAGCAGAAGGCCUUCAACACACGUGCGUCACACAUCUGUGCUGUGCUUCUGUAUUACGUGCCUAUGAUCAGCAUGGCUCUGGUGCACCACUUCAUGAAGCAUGCUGCACCUGCUGUCUGCCUACUCCUGGCCAGUGUCUACCUUCUGGUACCACCUGUGCUCAAUCCCAUUAUCUACAGUGUUAAGACCAAGCAGAUUCAUCAGGGGUUGAUACAACUCUUUCUUCAAAGAAAAUAUUGAGGGAGUUAAGGCAGAGGAUAUGGUUCCCUUCAAGUCAGCCAGUUUUCUUACUAAAACCUUUUCAAGGAAGGAAGGAGUGAUCAUCACCUUGGUAAAGUUACAAAGCUUGCUAAUGUUACAUUUUGAUGAAUGUGUGGGAACAUAUAUUUUCAUACAUUAUAGGUGGUAAUCUAAAUUAGUAUAGCAGAGUUUUUC